Messenger RNA from Sphaerulina musiva SO2202, 670 nucleotides. RefSeq lists its product as uncharacterized. NCBI's taxonomy places the organism in Eukaryota, Fungi, Ascomycota, Dothideomycetes, Mycosphaerellales, Mycosphaerellaceae. The record is from RefSeq and is a predicted model, not a curated record. The annotation marks the transcript as partial. The transcript is spliced from 2 exons.
CAUGAAUCCGGCAGCGAGAAGGGGCAGCUUAUUCGCCUCCCCUCGGAACCAGAGCACCUUUGACGCCAAUCACGUCAGGACUCGAUCGCUAGGCUACGGCGCAGGUGUCGUUUUCGAGCGUGAGGCUCGCGAACCCACAGAUGACGACGUGAUAAUCGUAACUGUUCGAUUGCGGAACACGUUCAGAAAACAGUCUGUCGAUGGCGCAGAUGAUCUCCCCAGUCGACCACAACCACGAUCAUUUCUGCGUCGACUCUCUACUCGAAUAGGCUCGAGUUUCGAUCACAGCGCCGAGAAAGAAGAACGCUACAAGGCGGUCAAGAUGCCUCGUCGCGACUACAAACGGUACUUUCAACGGGACAAGGAUGGCGGAUAUGCUGGGACGGAACCGGAGAGGGAUUGGGACGAGGACGAAUUGAUGAAGGAGUUUGAAGCUUAUCAGGAUUUGCCGCUGCGGACGAUUGUGUGCUAAUUGGAACUUUUUGGUUGAUGAGAGAAAGUCCGGUAUAGUGCUAAUCAUCCGACCCACUCACACAAUGGAUUUGGAAUGUCUCGAGACAUGGAGGCUACGCAAGCUAUGUACAUAUACCACCGAGGAGAGGAGAGGUACAAGACGCCGAAUGAGUGUUUAUCUCGCGGGGAGAGAGAGAGAGAGAGAGAGAGAGAGAGA